AAAAACACUCUUUCUCUCUCUAAAUCCCAUAACCCUAAUUACUUCCUCUCCCUCUCUCUCUCACAUAGAACCGUCUCCUCCACUCUGUUUUAUCCAAACCCAAACCUCUAUACAUCAUCACCCUCAAAAUCUCUCAUUAUCCCACUCCAAAAUCUAAAUAAAAAACAUCAAAACUUACCUCUUUGUCUCCCUCAAUCCCAUCUCUUUGUCUCUCUCUCUCUCUAAAACUUCUUCACUUUUUUUGUAACCAAACUCAAAACCCUAAUCCUUCCUACUCUCUCACAAAUACCCUACUUUCCCACCUCACAUCAAUGGCCCUCUCUCUCUCAUCCAUGACCAUAGGCCUCAUAGCAUCUCUCUUCAUUUCUCUCUCUAGAGGCUAUGAAACAAGCUCUGACAUGGUCCAACAUUUCCUAGACAGCCACAACCAAGCUAGGGCAAAAGUUGGUGUUCCCCCUCUAAAAUGGGAGCCAUUGCUAGCCACUUAUGCUAGGGUUUACUCAAACCAAAGGAGAGGAGACUGCCAAUUGAUCCACUCUACCAGUCCCUAUUUUGGAGAGAACAUUUUUUGGGGCCAAGGCUCACAUUGGAGUGCUAGAGAUGCUGUGGAGGCUUGGGUUAGAGAAGAGCAGGACUAUCACUAUGAGACCAACACCUGCUCAGGCCCAGACUGCACCCACUAUACACAGCUGGUCUGGAGAAACACUCAGAUGGUUGGGUGUGCUAAGAUCAUAUGCAACAGUGGUGACACCUUCGUCACCUGUGAAUACUACCCGCCCGGAAAUUAUGUCGGCUCUAGGCCUUAUUGAAGGUUGAGCCUUCUAGACCUAGCUCUUUAAUAUCAACAUGACAGUUGUGGGUCUCCAAACACAUAAAUUAGAUGUGCAUGGAGACAACGUAGAAAGGUUUCUUUGUAUGAUGAUUAAUUUGUGUUGAAUUACUAUUGUAAAGUAUAUACUAUGAUCCAGUGGACUAUGGAUUGAGUUGUCGUCCAUCUAGGUGGUGACCAUCAGAUGAAUUGGUUGGAAUGAGAACCAACCAAUAGGCCUUGAUCUU
Molecule: messenger RNA, 1056 nt
Organism: Amborella trichopoda
Lineage: Eukaryota; Viridiplantae; Streptophyta; Magnoliopsida; Amborellales; Amborellaceae
Product: pathogenesis-related protein 1
Source: RefSeq, a predicted model, not a curated record